AUGUUUUCAUGUGAACUUGAAUUACUAUUUAUCACUAAUGGAGUCCAAUCUUUAAAAAAAGAGAAAAAUUUCCACGAAGAGAUGUCAAUUGAAAUGGAAAAGCAUACAAAUAAACAUUUUAGAAUGAAAGAAUUUCAAGAACGUCCAUCUUUACUGACAAUACUUUUGACUCAAAGAGAUUUGUCAUGUCUAAAGAAUUUCUUGCGCGCCAUGUUUUUCCCACUAUUUUUGAAACAAUAUUUGAAGAUAGCGUAUCUCACGGGAAUCCAGUGGAUCAUUUAUGACUGCCUGCAAUUCUGGAGUAAAAUACUAUGCAAAACGGAACCAAUGAAAGAUUUUAUCUUUUUAUUUUUUCUCUAUGUUAUCUAUUUAUGUGCAUUAUUCUAUUGCUGUUUUCGAUUUGCUUUAAUGAUGCAACUCGAAUUUCGAAUGCAUCUUUAUUCUAACCUGCGAAAGUACAGGCAUUUCAAUAAAAGUUCAUUCUUUCAUACCUGA
This is a messenger RNA of Brugia pahangi, 495 nucleotides long. The record is from the annotation of a GenBank genome assembly. NCBI's taxonomy places the organism in Eukaryota, Metazoa, Nematoda, Chromadorea, Rhabditida, Onchocercidae.